Molecule: messenger RNA, 644 nt
Organism: Harmonia axyridis
Lineage: Eukaryota; Metazoa; Arthropoda; Insecta; Coleoptera; Coccinellidae
Product: heat shock factor-binding protein 1
Exons: 2
Coding region: 199-444 (81 amino acids)
Biological process (GO): cellular heat acclimation
Cellular component (GO): nucleus; cytosol
Molecular function (GO): transcription corepressor activity
Source: RefSeq, a predicted model, not a curated record
CUGCGAUAAUAAUUAUGUCAAAAAUUGUCAGUUGAUAAAAGCGAUACUGUUUGUUGCUAUUUUGAAAAAACUCUGAAUAUUAGUUGCGAAUUACAAAUUUCAUCGGUUCACUCUGGUAUAUUAUAAAAACUAACAUUAGUUUAAUUUAAGUAACAUUUAUAGACAAUUUUGCUAUUGUAUUCAUAACUUGCACGGAAAAUGGUUGAUGAUAAAGUAGAAAUGGCCAAUAAUAAUGAACAAUUUUUGGCUACUAGUGAUCCAAAGAAUGUACAAGAGUUAACCCAAUAUGUUCAGAGCUUGCUUCAGACGAUACAAGACAAAUUUCAAAACAUGUCUGAUCAGAUAUUAACAAGAAUUGAUGAAAUGGGAAAUAGAAUAGAUGAUUUAGAAAAGAAUAUAGGAGACCUUAUGACACAAGCAGGUGUUGAAGGGACAGAAAAAUAAUAUUAGUUACUCCCCAGUUCAUUGAUUUUGUUGUGGGUAAAUCAGUUUCAUUUUAUAAUGGAUAGUAUGGAAACAUGCUUUUGUCCAAAUAUCACCUUAUGAAGUUUUAUUUUGAUUUAUCAUUUUUAUCGAUUUUUUUCAUUAUAAGUUUUUGUGAUUAUACUGAGAUAGUUUUUUUCAAAUAAAAUUUUUCAUUGCUA